AUGAAAUCAUCUUUUCACUCUCAAAAAAGUGCUCGCAGUAUAAUUGAUCAUAAGCUUGCUGUAUCUGAGGAUGAAAUCCUAAUGAAAAACAGCAAGUUCUUAAAAACCCAGCGCGCUCAGCUUGAACAAAAAAUCCAAGAUCUUUCAGUAAAGAUCCAAUUAAAAGAUAAAGAAAUCUCCAAACUCAAACAAUCCUUCUCUGCAAGCUUUCUGGACAGUGACAUAAAAUCCUCCCCAGACCCCCAGAGGCGCUUAUCAACCGAUGUCUUAUCAAAAAGCCAAUUUUCCGACUACGAACGGUCACGGGAUUUUACAAAUUCCAGCAAUUAUCUUGCCCAGCUUAAAAUAGAUCUACAAAUCGCAAAUAACCUAAAAGAUUCAUACGAAAAGAAAUACAAAGACUCUCUAUUAAUCUGUUCCCCAGAUAAUGGCCCUGGUGAGGACUUAGAAAGAGUUUUCGAAUUAGAAGAAGAAUACGAAGAGCUUAAAAAAGAGCUUGAAACCCAGAUAAUUGUGGCUGAAAUUAAAUUAAAUAAAGAAUUCGGCCAUAAGCAGCAACCCACUAACCAUCGCUCCGUCUCAGCUCUGCCACAGCCCCAGAACGAGAUUCUGAUGCUACCAUACUUCUCGCCCGACGCCAUUUUUGGGUUUCCGACCUGAACACCUGCCCAGGGGAUUAGCUCCUUUGGGCAGAGCCACAGUCUGUCGAGUGCCCCGAUGGUCCCGAUGAGGAAAGACCAUGUGGUAGGCAAAACUCUCGAGCCCAUCCGGCAAGAACAGGAAAAUCUUUGGGGGAGAAACAAAACUUCCCUCUUCGGCAAGGCAUCCCGAAGCCUGAAGGCCUACUAUAAGAGAGACAGAGGCCCUAACAUCAGCUUCAUCAGGAUGGGUCCUACUUGCUCCAUAGGAAGUGCGCCUCGGAGUCAAAUUUCUGUCAAUGCACCAUUUUAUUCCUUUGUAGCUGAGGAAUCUUUAAGAGAACGAGAUUAUUUAAAAAGUGAGGUUAUACCUGUCCUGGAGAGAACUUUGCAUCUGUAUGAGCAAAAUAAAACUGAAAUGGAAGAAGAAAUAGCAGAACUUAAAGGAGAAAUGAGGUUGUUAAAGAGGAGUGUGGAAAGAGUAAGACCUUCUUAUGUAGAUGAUGACGAAAUGGAGCAUCAUGCGAAAUCGCUGUAUGUAGAAGUGUCUUCAAGAAAAACAUUGGUAACACCGUCUCCAAAAAUUGUUCCCAAAGGAAUUAAAAAUGAAGCGAGUUUUAGCUCAUCGCGGCCUGUGUCUAGGGGUAGUAUGAUACAAAAUGUAACAAGGACUCCUCGAGCAAAAAUUUAUAUUCCAAGCUAUUUGAGACAUAAAAAAUCAGCUACGAAUUCUGCUAGGAAAGCGACAAGUCCAUAA
This is a messenger RNA of Blepharisma stoltei, 1395 nucleotides long. Lineage: Eukaryota; Ciliophora; Heterotrichea; Heterotrichida; Blepharismidae. The record is from the annotation of a GenBank genome assembly.